Babesia ovata is the source of this 423-nucleotide messenger RNA. Its product is annotated as lipoyl synthase, putative. The coding region runs from base 1 to 423 and encodes 140 amino acids. The record is from RefSeq and is a predicted model, not a curated record. The transcript has a single exon. Lineage: Eukaryota; Apicomplexa; Aconoidasida; Piroplasmida; Babesiidae.
AUGAAUUCGGAAAAGGAAAUGCUUACCCUUAUUCCCUCCACGUCCGGUACGCCCGAUGCGGUGCACGUAGUCUUCGAUUUGGUUGGGGAAAUCGAAAUUCACCACAAUUUUGACAUCGCGCACAUCCAGACCUCUGGAGGCGACGUCCGUUGCGACCAUGAUCGGGUGCUUGCCAUUCUUGAAUUCGUUGAGCACCCAGUUGCGCUCCUCUUGCUUCUUGUCACCGUGGAUGCUCAGAGCUGGCCAUCCGUCCAGCCUGAGCUCCCUGGUGAGCGAGUCUGCGGUCUUCUUCGUGUCAGCGAAGAUGAGCACCUUGGUACCAUCAGGGAUUUUAGCCAAAAUCUUCUUCAAUUGUGCGCGUUUCUCUUGUUCACCAAUGACAUAUACCUCUUGCGAUACGUUGUGGCAAGUCUUCAGGUCUAG